This is a messenger RNA of Prunus armeniaca (apricot), 249 nucleotides long. The record is from the annotation of a GenBank genome assembly. Lineage: Eukaryota; Viridiplantae; Streptophyta; Magnoliopsida; Rosales; Rosaceae.
AUGACUUCCGAGGCUCCUGAGUCCACCUCACCAAUCACUGUCGCCGAGACCGAACACACGGUCAGAACCUCGGCCAGCGGUCCAAUAACGACGGAUCGCACGGCCGAGUCCAUGGGAGAGCAAGCAGUCGUCGAAGAUCUGAUGGCAAAGCAGGCCUACAGGAUAGAAACAUCCUUCUCCUCGGAGCUACGGACGCUUUUCCAGGAGAGGAUACCGGUGACGUCGUCCGCAACGCCCCCCAGAGCCUGA